UCUCAGUAUGCUGGCAUCAACAUCGGUCCUGUCCACAAGAAGGACGUCAUGAAAGCUUCCACUAUGUUGGAGCGUGAUCCACAGUAUGCAGUGAUCCUGGCUUUUGAUGUGAAAAUAGAGCGAGAUUCUCAGGAGCUGGCCGACAGCCUCGGUGUGCGUAUUUUCAGCGCCGAGAUCAUCUACCAUCUGUUUGAUGCCUUCACCAAAUACAGAGAAGACUACAAGAAACAGAAACAGGAUGAGUUCAAACACAUAGCCGUGUUCCCCUGUAAGCUGCGUAUAUUGCCCCAGUUCAUCUUCAACUCCAGAGAUCCCAUCGUCAUGGGUGUCACUGUGGAGGCUGGAGUACUGAGGACGGGCACUCCUGUGUGUGUGCCCAGCAAAGGGUUUGUAGAUAUUGGCAUUGUGACCGGUAUCGAAAUAAAUCACAAGUCUGUAGACAGUGCUAAGAAAGGACAGGAGAUCUGUGUGAAAAUCGAGCCAAUUCCUGGAGAUGCACCCAAGAUGUACGGCAGACACUUUGAAGCUGUAGACAUCAUUGUUAGCAAGAUCACCCGUCAGUCGAUUGAUGCUCUGAAGAACUGGUUCAGAGACGAGAUGCAGAAAUCAGACUGGCAAUUAAUCAUGGAACUGAAGAAAACCUUUGAAAUCAUCUGAACACACCAGUGACUGUGACUGACGUAGAUCUCAAAUGCCCCCCUGUGCGCACAUACAAACGCUAUACGUUGUACACUCCUAAAGGUCACGUGUGAUUCUGGAGUCAUCAGUGUCGCUCAUACAUUUAAGGACAUUUGUACUCCGACACAGCCUUGCACAGUCCCGUAUCGAGGACUAGUUUCUCGUAUGCAUGGGCGAAAACUCACAACACUCCUCUUUUCCUCUCCAACUCUUUUUGGGUGGUGGGGAGUGUUGGAGACAAAAAAAAAACUUUUUUCUGUGAGAAACUGAAACUAUUACCACCGUUUUAAACAGUGACAAAUGUUAGAAAAUGUUAGACAACCUUUACAAUUAUUCCAAACGUGCCUGUUCUCUCUUGAUCAAUCCAGUUUAUUUUUCUGAGGUCUGACCUUAGAUUUACAUCAAAAGUUAUAAAGUGACAUCAGUGUGGCUCUCGUGAAUGACUGCUGGAGAUUUCGCCAGGGUUUUAGAUAUCUAAAAAACACUUACCUUAUCAGUAUUUUCAUUUGCCCUGCUUUUUUCUUUCCUUUCUGGAGUGCAGUUCUUAAAUAGUCCUUUUUAAAAGUAUCAUCCCAGCCAGAAACGGACUCUCUCCUCGUCUCCCUCUCUCGGGUUUCCUUUGUGCCCACGGACACCUUCACCCGGAGUGUGUGAACUUGGAUGAAAGGCCCUUCCCGUCCUCAUUUUGAAUAUGAAAUAUCAAAGAAAUUGACAGGUGAAAAUCAACAAUAACGAGAUGGCCUAUUUA
Messenger RNA from Sinocyclocheilus rhinocerous, 1426 nucleotides. Its product is annotated as eukaryotic translation initiation factor 5B-like. The transcript has 5 exons. The record is from RefSeq and is a predicted model, not a curated record. Gene Ontology annotation, biological process: translational initiation. Gene Ontology annotation, molecular function: translation initiation factor activity. Gene Ontology annotation, cellular component: cytoplasm; mitochondrion. The annotation marks the transcript as partial. Lineage: Eukaryota; Metazoa; Chordata; Actinopteri; Cypriniformes; Cyprinidae.